Ilex paraguariensis (yerba mate) is the source of this 441-nucleotide messenger RNA. The record is from the annotation of a GenBank genome assembly. NCBI's taxonomy places the organism in Eukaryota, Viridiplantae, Streptophyta, Magnoliopsida, Aquifoliales, Aquifoliaceae.
AUGAAGGAAGCUGAAGAAACUGCCCGUGGAGUGAAGGAGAGUUCCCAGCCUGAUCCGAGUGGUAAAUUCCUCCAAAGGGCAAAUAAUCUCAAAGGAGAACUUGAUAGCAGUGCUCAGGGAGGUGUCACAAAUAUAGAUUCUGGUUGCAAGGACUCUUCUUCAACAACUGCAGGACUAGCUAUUUCAAACUCCUUAAACAAUUGGGAUGUCACCGGUUUUGUGGGGGCUAAUUUACUCUCUGUAGCUGAAAAACAGCUAUGUGGAGAAAUCAAGAUCCUACCAACACAUUAUUUGAGCCAGUUGGAAGCCAUGUCAACGGGGAUUUUAAAGGGCAAUAUUACCAAGAAAUCCGAGGCGCAUGGCAUGUUCAACCUUGACCCAAACACGGUGGAUAAAGUAUAUGAUAUGCUUGUGGUGAAAAAGGGUAUCACUCAAGAGUGA